AAUGCCAGAAGUCUCUCCAAAAGUCUCUCCCUCCCUCUCUCUCUCUCUCCGUGAAAUUCCAAAUUUCAGCGAGUGAGGCGACUGAGACUGCUGCUUCAAUGACAGACACAAAGAAAGAUGUGGAAGAAACUCUAUUACCAAAAGGAAGUGAAGAAAAAAUACCAGAAACUCCAUCUCUAACAUGGGGUGUUCUUACGGUGGAACUGAAGAGGUUAGGUGUCUUGGCAGGUCCUAUGGUAGCAGUGGUUCUCUCACAGUACCUGUUGCAGGUCAUUUCAGUGAUGAUGGUGGGUCAUCUCGGAGAGCUUGCUCUCUCCAGCACUGCGAUAGCCAUCUCUCUUUCUGGGGUCACCGGGUUCAGCCUUCUUUUAGGAAUGGCAAGUGCGCUGGAAACUCUAUGUGGGCAAGCUUAUGGAGCUCAACAAUAUCGAAAACUUGGAGUUCAAGCGUACACUGCUAUAUUUUCACUGAUCUUAGUCUGUGUUCCUCUGUCUUUGAUAUGGAUUAACAUGGGAAAGUUACUAAUUAUGAUAGGCCAAGACCCUCUAAUUUCACGCGAAGCUGGUAAAUUCACCAUUUGGCUUAUUCCUGCACUCUUUGCAUAUGCCAUCCUUCAACCACUUGUUAGAUACUUCCAGACACAAAGUCUGACCCUGCCAAUGCUGAUAAGCUCUUGUGCCAUUCUUUGCUUUCACAUACCUCUAUGUUGGGUUUUAGUAUUCAAGUCUGGUCUGGGAAACACUGGAGCAGCAUUAGCUAUUAGUAUUUCAUAUUGGUUAAAUGUGAUUUUGCUCGGAUCAUACAUGAAGUACUCUUCUGCCUGCGCAAAAACCCGUGUGCCAAUUUCUAUGGAGAUUUUCCAAGGAAUUGGGGAGUUCUUUCGGUUUGCUAUCCCUUCUGCAGUAAUGACUUGCCUUGAGUGGUGGUCUUUUGAGCUUCUUAUAUUACUGUCUGGGCUAUUACCAAAUCCAGAGCUUGAAACUUCUGUUCUUUCUGUAUGUCUCACAACCAUCUCAACACUCUAUGCGAUACCAUAUGGACUUGGUGCGGCUGCAAGUACUAGAGUUUCAAAUGAAUUAGGAGCAGGGAACCCUCAAGCUGCUCGUGUGGCUGUCUUUGCUGUGUUGUUUCUUGCAGUUGCGGAGACAAGUAUAGUAAGCACCAGCCUUCUUGCCAGCCGUCGUGUAUUUGGUUACACUUUUAGCAAUGAGAAGGAAGUAGUGGACUAUGUCACAACCAUGGCUCCUCUAAUUUCUCUGUCAAUUAUACUGGACAGCAUACAAGGGGUACUCUCAGGUGUUGCUAGAGGAUGUGGGUGGCAGCAUAUAGGGGCCUAUGUCAACCUUGGGGCGUUCUAUCUUUGUGGAAUUCCAUUUGCUGCAGUCCUGGGUUUCUGUACACAUUUAAGAGGAAGGGGGCUUUGGAUUGGAAUACAAACCGGUGCUGUUGUUCAGACAAUACUGCUCUCUAUUAUAACUAGUUGCACAAACUGGGAAAAACAGGCUAGCAAGGCAAGGGAGAGGAUAUUUGAGGGGAGACUUCCAAUAGAUAAUAUUGAUAGUGAGCAGAGAACUUUGGUCAGCUAAAGUUUCUUACUAUUAGAGCUGCAAGGAGAAACAUUGCUUGCAUAGCCAUAUGGCCAAAAUGUUGCUUUCCAAAAACAUGUAAAGGAACUGAUCUGCAUGUAUCUAAACUGCCAUUACGAUUACGUGGUGCUCUUCAAAACAAGCCAGCAGAGAAACCCAGGAGUAUAAAACCUGCACUGGGCAAGCGCAAGGUUGUUAUUUCUAAGUUCUUCUUCCUAGCUAUGAGCUCAUCAUAGGAUUAAAGAUUUGAACCUUUUCUCUUUGUAUAAUUAUCUUGUCGGAUGGUGGCCACGACAAAAAGGUCACUUCACUUGGAUCUAACACAUUAAUAUUUCAUUUAGUUAUUUCUAA
Messenger RNA from Alnus glutinosa, 1937 nucleotides. Its product is annotated as protein DETOXIFICATION 12-like. Gene Ontology annotation, biological process: xenobiotic detoxification by transmembrane export across the plasma membrane. The transcript has 7 exons. Gene Ontology annotation, molecular function: xenobiotic transmembrane transporter activity; antiporter activity. The record is from RefSeq and is a predicted model, not a curated record. The coding region runs from base 99 to 1586 and encodes 495 amino acids. Lineage: Eukaryota; Viridiplantae; Streptophyta; Magnoliopsida; Fagales; Betulaceae. Gene Ontology annotation, cellular component: membrane.